Molecule: messenger RNA, 1852 nt
Organism: Sinocyclocheilus anshuiensis
Lineage: Eukaryota; Metazoa; Chordata; Actinopteri; Cypriniformes; Cyprinidae
Product: transcription initiation factor TFIID subunit 7-like
Exons: 12
Coding region: 744-1661 (305 amino acids)
Biological process (GO): transcription initiation at RNA polymerase II promoter; RNA polymerase II preinitiation complex assembly
Cellular component (GO): transcription factor TFIID complex
Molecular function (GO): RNA polymerase II general transcription initiation factor activity
Source: RefSeq, a predicted model, not a curated record
AUUCAUUCAUUCCUGACAAAUGUGCUAUAAAGAUUAUUUGUACAUUUUUUUGGUAUCAUAUUGUUCUUCUUAUGGUCACAUAAGUGUUCACCGAAACAAUUGCCCAGUCGCUACAUUCUCUGAAACUGUGUUAAUAGACUUAGGCUUUCAUGUUCUAGUAUUAGUAGGUUUCGAUGUUCAGCUUCUUUUCACACAACGGACAGCAGGUGGCAGUGAAGCGCUAACAUACGCUGAGCUUCCGCGAGACAGUUCGCCGAGGCAUAGCAAUAUUUAUUUGUACCAUUUAGUUUCUGUCUCUCAAAAUCUGUGUAUUUACGCAGUGUAUAAUUCAUGAUAACUUUUCUAUUACAACCAAUUUAUUCUCUGUGUAUUUUAAAUAAACGAAUAUUUAACAAUUAUCCUAUCUGACGCUGUUGUAUAUCAGAUACCCACUCUAUGUAACGUUAGCCUGUUAGCUUCUUAGUUUUCUUAUUAACACGCUUUAAUUGUAAUGCACUUUUUAGUAUUUUAUCACUCUAAAAGAAGUGUUAUUCCUAAAACGCGUUAACCGUUUUCUUUAAACAGCCAGCUCAUAGUUUGCACAUAUUUUGCUUUUAUAUGCAAACAGCGUCUCUUUUUCCUAUUUUUGUGCAAAAUUAGGAACCAAAGAUGACCUCAAAAACGAAAGGAGUAUGCCUCCACAGUCAGACGGAUCGUCCAGUCUAGCAGCAUGAACAUGAAAGACAGACUUACUAUAGAGUUACAUGCCGAUGGUCGCCAUGGGAUUGAUUGUACGUGUGGAUCGUGUCCCUUUAGCAUGUAAAUUAGUGGAUUUACCCUGCAUCCUGGAGUCAUUAAAAACGGUUGACAAAAAGACCUUCUAUAAGACUGCUGAUAUCUGUCAGAUGCUGGUAUGCACACUGGAUGGAGACCUGUACCCCCCUCUAGAGGAGCCCACAGGCACUACAGACCCCACAAGCAAAAAGAAAGACAAGGACAAAGACAAGAAAUUUGUUUGGAACCAUGGCAUUACGCUUCCUCUGAACACAAGGAAGAGGCGGUUCAGGAAGACAGCAAAGAAGAAGUACAUCGAGUCUCCUGAUGUGGAAAAGGAGGUGAAGAGGCUCUUGAGCACAGACGCCGAAGCCGUCAGUGUUCGAUGGGAGGUGAUUGCUGAGGAUGAGGCCAAAGAACCUGACAACAACUUAUCUCUCUCCAACUUGGAGUCUUCACCUGGAACCUCGGGACACAAGGGUCACGGCUCGUCAGUCCAACAUGACGAGCUACGCGAGAUCUUCAACGACAUCAGUAGCAGCAGCGAGGAUGAGGAUGAGGAGGGUGACCGACACGAGGAUGACGACCUUAACAUCAUGGACACUGAAGACUACAUGGUCAGGCAGCUCCACGAGAAACUGAACGAGACAGACGGAAGCAGAGACGAGAAUGACCGCAACAGUCAGAUCGUAAUGGAGUAUCAGGUGCAGAUCAACAAUUUGAAGGCCAAGCUUCAGGACACACGUAACCGCAAGAAGGAACAGGAGAAAUUGAUAAUGGAGGUGGAAAAUCAAGCCCUGAGGGAUCGUUUCCUGGGCCUUUUGAAUGGUAUGAUUCAUCAAGAAGAGCAAGAGAUGGAACAGCUGGCCUCCCUUCAAGAGCAGCUGGACUCCCUGAUCGAGAAGUGAUGCCCACGAUUACCAAGAUACUGCAAUACUGCAGAGGCGACUGCUGAACACAUUACCGACUUUACUGCAUGUAUUAGCUAAAUUUGAACAAAAAAAGUGUCAACAUACUUGUGCUCAUCACACAAGUUUCAUCUCAUGCAAGAUUGUGUAUUUGUACUUUUUGUGAAUUUGUGUCUAUAAACCUUUAGUUA